Daphnia pulicaria is the source of this 1042-nucleotide messenger RNA. RefSeq lists its product as uncharacterized. The coding region runs from base 482 to 976 and encodes 164 amino acids. The record is from RefSeq and is a predicted model, not a curated record. NCBI's taxonomy places the organism in Eukaryota, Metazoa, Arthropoda, Branchiopoda, Diplostraca, Daphniidae. The transcript has 3 exons.
UACUACACCGAGGCCCCGCAUUACUACAACACUGAAGCGCUCAAGUAUUACACUACAACCUACGCUGCCCCGAGCUACUACACCUACGUCCCGAAGUAUUACUGUGCGUAAAAUAAGGUCGUCUAAAAAAAAAGAAGUCGUCCACUAACUGCGGAGCCCUAUCUGUCACCAACUGCAUUCCUCAUCGUGAAACCGAUUCGCAAUUAUGGUCAACUAUGGUGUCGUGCUCCUGUUGGGUAUUGUAUCGCUGAUGGCUGGGUCGACCACUGGUGUACCGAUGUCUACUUGGUAUGGCGCAAACCAAACCGCAACGCCGCCGCCUUCCUACACAACAACUUACGCAACGACUAGUUCCUGCACCACUGCCUUCAAGUACUACACCACUAAAGCACCGGAGUUUUAUUCCACAACUUACGCUGCCCUGACGCCCUUGUAUUACUCUGCCCCGAGUUACUACACCAUCUAGGCGACGGAGUACUACAUGACGACGUAUGCUGCCCCAUCCGACUACACCGAGGCUCCCAACUGCUACACCGAGGCUCCCGCUGAUUACUCCACCAACAUGGUCGAGUACUACACCGAAGCGGCAAAGUACUUCUUUACCCCGAUCUACACAACCACAAGUGAGGCGGCCAAGUAUUACGCAGUCCCGACUUGCUACACAGAAGCUGCUCUUUCGUGCUACGUUGAACUGAAACACUACACUGAUGCUCCAGUCUACUACACCACGACCUACGCUACACCUAGCUACAACAGCGCAGCCCCCAAGUACUACACCGAAGAAGUCGCCUAUUACACAACCACGUACGCUGCCUGGUAUACUACAUCGAGGGAUUUAAGUAUUACCCUGCUCCAAAGUACUACCAAACUGAGGUUCAUAUGUAUUUCACCAGCAAUUCUCCUGACCAUGUCACCACUACUUAUGUUGCUCCGACCUAUACACCAAAGUUCUGAAGUAUUUCUCUGGAUGUGUUGAAAGAUUGCUGAAAUACAAGUUUGAUUGAUAAAACACAAGUGCAUGUCUCUAUUUUCUCCUUAAGUA